ACCAAAAUCGGAUCGAGUCACUCGCCAAGCUGAAAACAACCAUCACCUUCUGUAUCCGCUUGAUCAUCACCUUUCCCAACGUAUCUGCCAGUCAGGUCUUUCGAGGAUACCCUCGCUCUGGCGCGCCAUGCCUCUGCCAGAUGAGAGACCUCGUCAGAGCGUUGCAAAUCUCAUCGGACGUUUUGAGCAGCAGAACAAACGCCAGUCGUCCUCUGUUGCGCCUACGAUCCCGCGCAGCUCCAGUGUGUCGUCACAAAUUGCUGGUGAUUCCGCAAAAGAAGAUACAAAGGAGAAGAGGGAGUGGCCGCCUAAACAUGUGACAUCUGCGAGUGCAGAUAUAACCGCGCUCACUCUGUCCUCUUCCUCCGCCGCCCAGAACACGUCACCACCCAUGAGCCCUCAGCCCACGACAGAGAAGCCGGCAGAGACCACCACGACCGCAUCCACGCCCCCUGAACCCGCCAGGUCGCCCAUAGUGAAGAAGCAAGUCUCUGGGAAGGCUACGCCCAUUGCUGGGUCUCGGACGAAUCCAACUUCGCCUGCAAAACCACGCCCCUCUACCGCAUCGGUCAAAUCUCCAGUGAAGUCUCCACCUAAAUCUUCACUCUCCACCUCUAUCUCUCAGCCCAUCAAGCCACAACAUACAGGACAAUCAGCUACUUCCAAUACUUCCACUGUCCGUAGCACCCCCAAAUCGGUUCCAAAAUCAACACCUGUCACCCCUUCUCGACCGAAAACGCCUGCCGUGCAUACGACCAAUGCAUCUCGUCCAAAGACGCCUUCCUCGGGUUUGUUUGCGCCUACAGCAGCAUCUCUUGCACGUUCUCGUAAUGUCCCUCUACCCGCUCCUCCGCCAGUGAAGAAGGCAACACUCAGCAGCAGCGCAGCCGAACGACUGAGCAAGCCUACUGCUGCAUCCAUGUCGAAGGCGCGCGCUCCUCCUCAUGCGGCUAGUCCUAUUCGUACCGUCAAAUCGACGUCUGCAGGUCUCACUCCCCGCGGUCCGUCAAAACUUAGGGUAGGAUUAGCACCUGCAAGGAUGAAUGAAGCGAAGACGCAAGAGGAUGCAGCCAAGGUUGCUACCAACAAUGUUGAGCAUCAGCUCAAUCAUCUAGAAAGCGGAUAUUCUGACAAUGGCCAUGACCUAGAGGAAACCGUGAUUUCAGAAGGAAUCACCGAUUUGCAUGAAGUUCGUGAUCACGUCGACGAGGUACCAGCCAUAGGGGUCCGAGGCGUUUUAGAGGAAGUUGUGGAGAGUAUCGUGGAAGUCUUGCAUCCCGAGGCAACACAUGCUGAGAUUCAUGUUGACGCAAUGGUGGACGACGUUCAAGUUUCUGAGCCUGAAGUGCACCCCGAAGCUCUGCCAGUGGUCGAAGAGCUGCUGUCUCAUGGGGAUGCCAACUCCGAUGAUUCAAUUGAGUCUCAAGAGUUCGCCACAGAAGAAACUGUGCAUAGCGCAGGGUCUGAGGUUCCUGCAGUUGACGACGACAUUGAAGACAUGGUGGUCAUGCUGGAGAGUGUCGUUUUAUUGAAGCACCGACCCCAAAGCAUCGUCAGCAUCCCGGAUGAGCAUGGAGAAAUUCCUGAUGAGGAUCAGUCGUAAUGACCUAGGUCCACCAGUAACAUUGUAAAUGAAUCCGUCGUCUAUCAUGUGCAUAUGGUUGGUGAGGUCUUUCCCAAUACGUUCAUUUAGUGGUUCUGCAUUACCGAUUCUGACCUUUCUUCCUUGUUAUUUUGCUCUGACACUUUGCUUUGCUGCCUUUUCUCGACUUCUGCCAUGAAUUUUCUUACUGCACUGCCGCUGCAGCUGACGCGUGUUGUUAAGCAUCAUUACACCCAUUUUGUUACUUUCGUGAAGUCCGUUUGGAGCUCACCCACUUUUACAUUACAUCUGGCUCCGGGAUACAGCAUACCCUGACUUCCCGCACAUACAGUUUUAGCAACAAAUCGAAAUUGCAGUGGCACAUCUCGUUGAGAGCAAAUAUGAUAUAUGCAUGAUCCACAC
This is a messenger RNA of Suillus plorans, 2005 nucleotides long. RefSeq lists its product as uncharacterized. The record is from RefSeq and is a predicted model, not a curated record. Bases 128 to 1603 code for a protein of 491 amino acids. The transcript has 4 exons. NCBI's taxonomy places the organism in Eukaryota, Fungi, Basidiomycota, Agaricomycetes, Boletales, Suillaceae.